GGCGGAAACAGGAAGUGUGAGCCCGGUUCCGCUUCCGGUCUUUUACUCCCAGCUAGAAACAACAUGGCCUCGUUUGAGCAGAUGAGAGCGAAUGUGGGGCAAUUACUGCGGGGGAUCGACAGGUACAAUCCUGAAAACUUGGCCACAUUAGAACGUUACGUGGAGACGCAGGCUAAGGAGAACGCCUACGACCUGGAAGCAAAUCUAGCUGUACUCAAACUCUAUCAGUUCAACCCAGCUUUCUUCCAGACCACAGUCACCACUCAGAUCCUGCUCAAGGCGCUGACCAACCUCCCCCACACCGACUUCACCCUGUGCAAGUGUAUGAUCGACCAGACCCACCAAGAGGAGCGUCCAAUUAGACAAAUCCUGUAUUUGGGAGAUCUUCUAGAGACCUGUCACUUCCAGGCUUUUUGGCAAGCGCUAGACGAGAAUCUCGACCUUCUUGAUGGUAUUGCUGGGUUUGAGGACUCUGUUAGAAAAUUUAUCUGCCAUGUCGUGGGGAUCACCUACCAGCACAUUGACCGGUGGCUUCUGGCUGAGAUGCUCGGAGAUUUGUCAGAACCCCAACUCAGAGUCUGGAUGAGCAAAUACGGCUGGACGGAAGCAGAAAACGGCAAGAUCUUUAUCUGUAAUCAGGAAGAGAACAUCAAACCCAAAAAUAUCGUGGAGAAGAUAGAUUUCGACAGCGUCUCUGGGAUCAUGGCCUCUUCUCAGUGACUUCCUAACUGAAGAGAAUACAUUUUUAUUUUAUGUACAGACCUAAAGUUACAGCUGGUGAAUAAAUGCGGUGAAUCCAUCCA
This is a messenger RNA of Bufo bufo (common toad), 803 nucleotides long. It is a transcript of the gene EIF3K, whose product is annotated as eukaryotic translation initiation factor 3 subunit K. Gene Ontology annotation, cellular component: eukaryotic translation initiation factor 3 complex; cytoplasm. Gene Ontology annotation, biological process: regulation of translational initiation. Gene Ontology annotation, molecular function: translation initiation factor activity; ribosome binding. The transcript has 8 exons. The record is from RefSeq and is a predicted model, not a curated record. NCBI's taxonomy places the organism in Eukaryota, Metazoa, Chordata, Amphibia, Anura, Bufonidae. Bases 64 to 720 code for a protein of 218 amino acids.